Molecule: messenger RNA, 2895 nt
Organism: Spodoptera litura
Lineage: Eukaryota; Metazoa; Arthropoda; Insecta; Lepidoptera; Noctuidae
Product: very long chain fatty acid elongase 7
Biological process (GO): fatty acid elongation, saturated fatty acid; fatty acid elongation, polyunsaturated fatty acid; very long-chain fatty acid biosynthetic process
Cellular component (GO): endoplasmic reticulum membrane
Molecular function (GO): fatty acid elongase activity
Source: RefSeq, a predicted model, not a curated record
GGGCAUCUGUUUGUGUAUAUUGAAAUAUACAUUGUGGUACAAUCUUUAGUUUGGAAGAAGCCUUAUAUGGUACUUCAAUAUAAUAUUAUUUAAUGUUCCAUACUUUACAGUGAUGCAUAGUGAUGUGCUCUUCUGAUUUGUGUAUGAGUAAAUUAGUAAGAGUUGAGUGAGUGAUUAUGUCUACGAAGUGCUAUUGGUGACAGCUUGCUUGGUGCAAAUUGUUACCAGGACAGUCAACCAGUUACAGACUUCAUAAAAGUGAAGUGGCAGUGACAAGUGAGAAGUGAGACUGAGACAAUAAUAAUAAUUAUUAUUAUUAUUUCCUAUUAAUAGUUCAGUGCCUAAAUAAUAAGCAAACAUGACCGGUUUUGUGAAAAUUGCCAUAGACGAUUACUAUUCGGACAGCAAUUGGACGACAAUCAUUAAUAAAUAUUGGAUGCUGGCAGAACGAGUGUCAGAUCCUCGUGUUCAAGGAUGGUUUCUGUUCGACACUCCGCUGCCGACGGUGGCGAUGGUGUGCGUGUACCUGGCAUUUGUGAUGGUGGCUGGUCCACUAUGGAUGGCGAAUCGAAAACCCUUCCAAAUACAGAACACGUUAGUUGCAUACAACGCUCUACAAGUUCUGCUGUCCUCCUAUAUGUUUUACGAGCACUUGAUGUCAGGCUGGUGGGGAGACUACAGUCUGUCAUGUCAGCCGGUGGACUACAGCGACAGUGAGAAAGCGAGACGGAUGUUACAUCUCUGCUGGGUGUACUACUUCUCGAAGCUGUCAGAGUUUGCUGACACGGUGUUCUUCGUACUCCGUAAGAAGAAGAGUCAGAUCACGUGGCUGCAUCUCUACCACCAUUCGUUGACCCCCUUCGAAGCGUGGCUGCUUGUCAAGUUCAUUGCUGGUGGUCAUGGAACAUUCUCGAACAUCGUGAACAACCUGGUGCACGUGAUCAUGUACAGCUACUACAUGUUAGCCGCGAUGGGACCUCAGUACCAGAAGUACCUGUGGUGGAAGAAGCACCUCACUACCCUGCAACUAGUCCAAUUCUUCAUGGUGCUCUUCCAUUCCAUCAGCGCUUUGGUUUACGACUGUGGUUAUCCUAAAUUCAUCGCCGGAGGUUUAAUCUUACACUCGACCAUCUUCAUAGUUCUUUUCAUGAACUUCUACAUGCAAGCGUACAAGAAAGAAAAACCGAGACAGAAGCCUGCAGCUAUAGCCAUCAACAAUAAUAACAACGACGAGACUCUCCUACCAAAUGGAAUGAUCAAAAGUGAGACCAAUGGACAUCUCAAAAAUGGUCUUAAUGGACAUAUCCAAAACGGAGGUCUCAAUGGACACGUCAGAAAUGGUGACCUACACACGACAUUAAGAAAUGGGGAUCUGAACGGUCACCUCAAAAAUGAACUUAAUGGACACAUCAAAAACGGUGACUUAAAUGGACACCUUAAAAACGGAGACCUGAAUGGUUAUCUAAAUCAUGAAGCCAAUGGACGGGUGAAACUAAAUGGUCAUUUGCAAAAUGGUUACACGAACGGUCACGUGAUACACGAUGUUACAGAUAAGGAAAAAGUGCAAUAACCUACACUGUGUUGCUAGGUAACAUUGUAUGCUUUUUAUACCUAUAUCAAUUUGUUUGGAGAGUCGGAGAUACUUGAGUUUUUAUAGAACCCUUCUUAUAGAAAAAAAAAGUAAGUCGAUGAUUAGAGAAAGUAUAACUUCUCUAAGUAGGCGUUACGUGUAGCUUUCAAUUCGAACUACCACCACGUUCGACGUCAUGGCGGCCGACUAAACAUAAAAAUAUAAACCGUGACAAAAACUAAGUACUCGUAAUAAACUACUGCUCCAUUCGUUUCUAAGACAAGACUUAUUAGUAUUUUCAAACCUCUAAACAAAUGUUGUACAGUUAGAACCAGUGUAUAAAGAUAAAACAAUUAUUUCAUGUGAGCUAUAUUUUAAAAGUAUAAUGGUGCGUCCUAAUUCAUUUAUAAAAUCUUAAUACCUUCCUUUUUGUAAAUAAGUUUCGAUAGCUAUUUUACCAACAAAAUUUGUAAAAUAUUUUUCUUUGCUUUUUAUUUUUCUUUUUUUGUUAACAAUUUAAUGUUAAAACUACCUCAUGAGUGAACUUAUAAUUAAUAAGUUAACUUAUAAGUAAAAAGUCUUGAAAUUAUAAAAAAAAAACAUCGAAAUGAGGCUGUUGUUGCUCAAUUAAUUAUAAAAAUUCUUCUUUUUUUCGUGAAAAUUAAUUGCUCACAAAAUGUUAUAUACUAAAAGACUAGCCUAAAAGGCAUUAGUUACUGUACUUCCGUCCAAUACUAAGCUUUAUUUAGUUAUAAGUAACAAUAGCUGUACAUAAAAGUUUAAUUUAUUUUUUGUUUAUCAAAGUACAAGAAGUACAAGCAAUUAUGUUUGAUAAUUAUGUACUUUUUACAAAUCCAAGAAAUAGAACUGGAUAUUAUUUUUCUUAUUUUUUAAACUUGGUUGAUUUUUUUUUUGCUGGAAAAAAUACAAAAAAUCAAGUACCCUUAUAACAGUGAUUACUAAUAUAAGUAUUACUUAUAUGUUGUAAAUAUUAAGUAACAUCUUUGAGAUUAAUUUACAAUUUACGUGUGUGAUGGGAGUGAUAUUUGAUUAUUUUUUACAAAAUAAUAUUAAAGUAUAUUACAAUUUUGUACUUUAUUAUUGUCGGUGGGUGAAUGAGAGGAAACUCUCUUGAAAAUAAUAAUAAUUAUAAAUAAAAUAAUUGCUAUGCUAAGGAAACCAGUCAGUUUUAGCGAAAUUUUGUAUUAAUAAAUAAGGUGUUUUAUACAUACAUACAUAGACUUAAUUAUUAUAAGUGAUAUGUGGUAAUAAUUGUGUAGCGUCCCUUUUAUACAAUAAGUUUCAAAAAUAAAUAUUUGAAAUUA